UACUUUUGAAAAAAAAACUGUGAAACAAUUAUUUAAAUAUUCGUUGACAUCGAGUGUACACCCACAAGUUAAACAUCAAUAAACGUGUGUACAACAACUAUAUAUUUUAAGCCCACUUAAACCGAACGAUUAGCUCACAAGCGCAACUAAAAUGUUGAGCUCACCAGCUUUACAGAAAUCUUUAAUAAAAUAUUAUAUUCUGUUUUUGCAUAUUAUAUAAAAAAGAUCUUGUUGUUUAUAAUUAACUAUUUCAAAUACUGUAAAAAUCACUAUGGGAUCGGUCAACAACCGCUUUUUUCAUCUAACUAUAAAAACGAUAGUAUAAAUAUAAAUAUCUAGUUUUAGAAUAGGUGUAUUUAAAAAAAAAAAAAAAAAAAAAAGAACUGGUAUAUUGUCAUUAUGCUGAAAGAUAGCUACGACUCGUUGGGUACAAGAUCGUUGCCUGAAUCCGAUCGAUCUACGCUGUCACGAGACUGCGACGUCAAAAAUAACACGUGGCGAGAAAAUGAGUCUCACAGUCAAGUCUCGGAUCGGGAAACACUUCCGGUUACGUUUUCAGACGUGUCAUUUUUCCGUGACUCGGACGCCGAAGACAUCGAUUCGCGCGUAUUUCAACGUACCCUGGCCAUAAUCAAACCGGAAGUGGCUCGACUCAUGUACAAAAUUGAAAAUAUAAUGGCUCGAAACGGGUUCAUCAUAAUAACGAAGGACGUGUUGCGCUUGACCCGUGAACAGGCGGCCGAGUUUUACUGUGACCACGGGUCCGAGUUGUACUUCCCGCGACUGGUCGAUCACAUGUCCGGUGGCCCUAUUGCCGUGUACGUGCUGGCCAAAAGGGACUGCGUGCAGGAAUGGCGGCGGUUGAUCGGUCCCGCGAACGUGUGCACCGCCAAACAACGUUUCCCCUUCAGCCUGCGGGCUGUGUACGGCACGGAAUCGACUGCGGCUCCGGUGGCGAAUGCGUUCCACGGCAGUGACUCGCCGACCGCGGCCAAACGCGAAAUACGGUUCUUCUUCCCAAACAGUGAAGUAGAUGAAGAAAUUGAUGACUCUGACUCAAUGCGAUUCAUUCAUGAUAUCAUGAUGCCUACCAUCUCCAAUGGUCUAAAUGAAAUGUUUAAAAUCCUUCCUAAUGAUCCAGUAAGAUGGUUUGGCAAUUGGUUGUUAACUAGACAUAGCUAAAUGAUCAUGAUUUAUGUCUUAUAUAGCAUCACAUUGAAACAUUUUCAAACAUAAAAUUAAUUAUUUAAUAAACAAUUAAUUCAUUAAUUAAAUACA
Sipha flava (yellow sugarcane aphid) is the source of this 1278-nucleotide messenger RNA. Its product is annotated as nucleoside diphosphate kinase homolog 5-like. The transcript is spliced from 3 exons. The record is from RefSeq and is a predicted model, not a curated record. The coding region runs from base 400 to 1182 and encodes 260 amino acids. Lineage: Eukaryota; Metazoa; Arthropoda; Insecta; Hemiptera; Aphididae. Gene Ontology annotation, biological process: CTP biosynthetic process; GTP biosynthetic process; UTP biosynthetic process. Gene Ontology annotation, molecular function: nucleoside diphosphate kinase activity.